Messenger RNA from Pistacia vera, 1356 nucleotides. RefSeq names its product fidgetin-like. Gene Ontology annotation, molecular function: ATP hydrolysis activity; ATP binding. The transcript has 14 exons. The record is from RefSeq and is a predicted model, not a curated record. Lineage: Eukaryota; Viridiplantae; Streptophyta; Magnoliopsida; Sapindales; Anacardiaceae. Gene Ontology annotation, cellular component: mitochondrial outer membrane. The coding region runs from base 1 to 1356 and encodes 451 amino acids.
AUGGGUGAACUGGGAUGGCUUACGGAACAAGAUACAGAAGAUUUUCUGGUGCUUGCAGCCACGAAUGGCCUUUUGACCUGUGAUGCUGUUAUUAGAAGGCUUCCACGCAGUAAAGCUGAUGUUCACAAACCCCAAGGGUUGGGCUUAGUGGUGAAUGCCUUUGCUUUUGACCAAGAGGAUAGUUUUGGAAGAUUGCAUGACAGAGGGAAGGAAGUCCCAAAGGCAACAAAACUUCUAACUAAGCUUUUCCCAAAUAAAGUAACCAUUCACAUGCCACAGGAUGAGGCCCUUCUAGUGUCUUGGAAGCAUCAGUUGGACCGUGAUUCCGAAACACUAAAAAUGAAGGGAAACCUCAAUCAUCUGCGCACUGUUCUUAGUCGGAGUGGGAUGGAAUGUGAAGGAUUUGAGACCUUGUGCAUCAAGGACCAAUCACUCACAAAUGAAAGUGCAGAAAAGGUGGUUGGAUGGGCUUUAAGCCACCAUCUAAUGCAGAACCCUGAAGCGGAUCCUGAUGCAAGACUUGUGUUAUCGUGUGAGAGCAUCCAGUAUGGGAUUGAAAUCCUACAUGCUAUCCAGAAUGAAUCUAAGAGCUUGAAGAAGUCACUUAAGGAUGUUGUAACGGAAAAUGAAUUUGAGAAAAGGCUUUUAUCUGAUGUAAUUCCGCCUAGUGACAUUGGAGUUACAUUUGAAGAUAUUGGAGCUCUUGAGAAUGUCAAGGAUACAUUGAAGGAGUUGGUGAUGCUUCCUUUACAAAGGCCGGAAUUAUUCUGCAAGGGGCAAUUGACUAAGUUAUGUGCUUUUAUAUUUGAUGGUGAUGAUGUCUGUAUUCUUUCACUGGCCUUGAUGUCCUCUCAAGAGAUUCUAUUUCCGGAACUCUUUGUACCUUGUAAGGGCAUACUUCUGUUUGGACCUCCCGGAACUGGGAAGACCAUGCUUGCAAAGGCUGUUGCAACUGAAGCUGGUGCAAACUUCAUUAACAUCUCGAUGUCAAGCAUCACAUCAAAGGUCAAUGGUUUGGUGAGGGUGAGAAGUAUGUGCAAGCAUUUUCUCUCUCGCAGUAAAAUUGCUCCUAGUGUCGUAUUUGUUGAUGAGGUUGACAGCAUGUUGGGCCGAAGAGAAAAUCCAGGAGAGCAUGAGGCCAUGCGUAAGAUGAAAAAUGAAUUUAUGGUGAACUGGGAUGGCUUCGGACAAAAGAUACAGAAAGAAUGCUCCAAACAGAGCAAGAUAUUAAUAAGUACUGGCAAAGAGGAUUUGUCUCCUGAUGUUGAUUUUGAUGCAGUUGCAAGCAUGACAGAUGGGUACUCUGGAAGUGACCUUAAGAAUCUCUGUGUAACUGCUGCUCACCACCGCCAAUAA